This is a messenger RNA of Aureobasidium musti, 1143 nucleotides long. The record is from the annotation of a GenBank genome assembly. NCBI's taxonomy places the organism in Eukaryota, Fungi, Ascomycota, Dothideomycetes, Dothideales, Saccotheciaceae.
AUGAACACAUCCAGAUCCCAAUUCAAGCAGCAUUCGAUACUCACAGUACAGUUGCCUUCUCUCGUCGAUAUGGGCAGCUCUCGCGAGAUACAGGCCAGGUGCCUCUGCGGCAACUACCAGCUGUCGCUUACGGUCCUUGAACAACAGCUUCCUCUGACAGCUUCAAUCUGCCAUUGCAAUAGUUGUCGUCACGGUUCAGGGACGCUGUAUAUAGGUGGAGCAUUUGUGCCUGAGACUUGCACUCAGGCUGUACAAGAUUCGCUUUCUAGACUGAAGGCCAGCGAAUGGUCGACCCGCAGGACAACAUACCAUUGUCCCACUUGCGGCACCAUCAUCAUCGAACAACAAGGUAGUCGGUUUUGCAUUUACACCGGCGCUCUCGCUCAGCUCGAGGGUACAGUGCAUUUCGAGCGUCAGAUAUUCGUCAAGGAGACUCAAGAUGGUGGCUUCAGUCACUGGCUCAGAGACUUGCCAAUCAAGACACAUGCUACUAUGAACGACGAGCUGCCGACUGACUGGCCUCGUCCGAGCGAGCAACCAAUCGACAGAACCUCAGACAGACUGCAUGCGCACUGCCUGUGCAACGGUAUCAACUUCUGGAUCUCUCGCCCACUAGCAUCUUCAGCCAACCCAGACGAUCCCAAAUCUGACGUACACCAGUACAAUCCUGACCGUGGAGAGUACGAGACUAAAAAUCCAUGGUGGCUCUGCGAGAAUCGCACCAAAUUCUUCGCAGAAGUGUGCCAGUGCAACUCCUGCCGUCUUUCGAGUGGCUGUGAUUUCGUUCCAUGGACCUACGUCCCAGCAACAGACAUCUCUCUGGCCGCCGAUGGAAGCGUGCCUUUCUCCUGUGACUUCGGCACGCUCAAGAAGUAUCGCUCGUCCGAUGAAGCGUCGAGAUAUUUCUGUGGGGAAUGUGGUGCGACUGUAUUCUACAUCAGAGAUGAGAGACAUGGCAUUGCAAACGUGGCUGUAGGUUUGCUUGACGCAGACGAGGGCACUCUGGCAAAAAGUUGGCUUUGGUGGAGGACUGAUGCUCUCGACUUCAAAGAGGAUGGUAUCGGUCGUGCUGCCACGCUUGUGAACUGCGUCGAAGGAGCAUUGCAAAAUUGGGGCCAGUCAGCAUCGGCUCGAGAUUUGUGA